UGCUUCUUGCAAAUAUGGCAUCUGGAGUUAAUUGUGCUUUAUUUCUGCUGGUUAUUCUAUGUCUGGAAUCGAUCACAGGAGACGAACACACGCAUAAAGUAGGUCAAUAAUACGAAAGAUUCUCUCAGCCAUUUUACUGUUACUAUUUUUGUAAAUUUCCGUGUCAUUCAGGCACAGACGUUUAGAUCAAGAAGUUAGUAUUUUUCUAUUAAACUAUGCCCUUAUACAGUGUAUGUAAAAUGUAUUUGACAUCAAAUCGAAAAUCUUUUUGAAUGAAUUGAAGCUCUAGUUAAUUGACACAUCAGCACAUACCAAGCGUAGCUUGUAUCUCAUUCGAUCUCUGCAGUACUGUAGCAGACCGACCUUAUGUUUAUUGAACUAGUAGGUUAACAUUUUAUCCAUUGUUUUAUUUCUUCAAACUAAUGAAACAAUUUUGUAGGUGAUUUAACGGUAACACAGAAUUACAUCCAUUUAAUUUUAUGAAUAUGUACUUUUGUUUACGGUCGGUCUAGAAGAUAAUUAUUGGCUUGAUCUUUUCUUUUACUGUUUGUUGAAUUCUUUUUGGCUUAAUGUAUUGCACCGCUUUAACACUGGUAAUUAUUUAACGAUACAUGCAAGGUUGUUUCAAACAAUUUUGCGAACAAAGAGAGUGGAAAAUAGUUAUGCAGAGUGCUUCACUGAUGCCCUGUUUGGGUUUGCAAUACUGUGGAGCUCGUUUACAGUCAUCUCACCACCAAUGAAAUUGCCACGAAGAAGUCGACUCGUCACCAACUAAUAACUCUGAAACAAUAAUUGACACAUUUUAAUACCUAGGAUUACUUGGGACUUUCUAAAACAAUAAAGCUGUGUUCUAUUCUUAACAUAACAUAACAUAAAACUUUAUUUAUACUCGAGUUUUAGAGUAGCUAACAAGCUAAUAUCUUCGAGCUGACACUACAUAAAAACUAUGUAGAAAAUAUAUAUAUACAUUAAAUGCAAGGAAAGAAAAUGUUAUUUACAAUUCACAAUUUUAAGUUUAAGUAUGUCAGUGUGUGGUUGAUUCUUGAUUUCCUUCGUCCCCUAGCCCAAAUUAUUCCCGAGUUAGGGUUAGGAGACCAAGGAAGUUGAGAAUCAACCUAGGUUAAGCUGAAGCUAACAUUUACUAGCCCAGACAUCAUUUCAACUAGCCCCAAAAACGUUUUGAUGAGCAGAUUGAUUUUACAGUUCUUCUGUAAUUUGAAUCCCUCAAAAAACUUCACUUGCCGGUCGGGCAAGUUAAGGUCUCGGUAAAUGAAAAUUUUAGUACAUUGCUCGAAUUUUUUUUUUUUAAUUUUUGGCAUGAGUGGGUCCUAAAUUUUAUUUUGGCAGAAAAAGAAAAUCAGAAAGUGCUUUUUAACCCUUCUAAAAUGAGUCUUUUCUGUUUCCCGCCAUAAGUUGCGCGCGAAAAGUGAUUGACAGCCCCUGUCUACUGCGUGACACUCACUCUAUUUUAGACGCAAAAAUCAAAAUUCUCCGACCUCCAGUCGGGACAGGUUUUAAGCUAUCGCUUUGAAACUUUCAGAUAUGAUGGAUAAUGAUAUAGACUCAAAAAAGGUGUGAGGAAUUUUCCAAUUUCCCUUUGUAACUCAUGUUAUGUCAGUUUGUUUGCGUAAAUCGCGCUCGAGAUUCGACUUUUAAGUUUGAAAUGCAAUAAUUCCGCUAAUACGAGACAUAUGCAAAUUUCCUCACACCCUUUUUUAGGUCUUUUAUCUGUCAAUCAGAGGCAAUAAAAAGGAAGUGAAUAUUUAACAACGCGAAAGGGCUGGAGCAUCAGCAGUAAACUCGAUACCUCUGAGUUCGAGAGCAAAAAACUUAAGUGCCUUUUGAAAUUCGAUGAAAUAAAAUCUUUUAUAAGGUAAUUUAGUCUUUUAGCUUUAAUUUGAUAUAUAACUUGCCUUUGUAGCGAAAAUACUCGCGUGACUAGAAUUUUUUUCUGUGGGUACCUCGUUUUCCUUUACCGAGACCUUAAUAACAGAAUUUACUUGCCCAAUAGCAAAAUCCACUAGCCCUGGGCUAUCAGACACUACUUUCUUUGUACGCUGGCACAUUAUCAUUUUCUCAGAUUUGUUUUUCAGCUUGACAACAUUGCCAGCAAAGCAGUAUUUUAAUAAUGAUAAUAAUGAUGCUUUACAGCUUGUAAAGGCACUUUCUUAGGGUGUAUGCCUCCCUGUUUCACAUCCUUGCAAAAUGUCUAUUAUUGAUGGGACACAUCACAGAAAGCCAUUGAAUCUCAAGGACAUGUACAUGUACAUGUAGCACGUUUAAGCAAUAAGAAUGUCCACGGUGUCCAUUUGAUGGAAAAAUUUCUACUUAACACAACAAGUUUGAAAACUUUUGUUUUAAGAUGGAAUCCACCAGGAAAUUGAGUAAUUUUAAUUCUCAGUGGAUGAAAACCUUGUACCAGAAUAAUUUAAAGAAUAUUGCAUUCUUUUUACAUUUUUUAAGGCCUAAAGAUGUAAUUAGUCAUCUGUAAUAACACCAAGUAAAAUUUCUCAUGGGAGUCUGAGAAAGUGAAUGUCAAAUUUCACAAGAAUUGUGAAAACACAGGUAAAACUCGGAAAUUUUGACGUGAAAGAUGUAAUUUUGUGAAAUUUGACAUUCAUUUUCUUGGGCUCCCAUAAGAAAUUUUCUUAAGUGUUAUUACAGAUAAAUAAUAAAAUGAUUAGGUCUUGAAAAAUGUAAAAAGGAAUGCAAUAUAUUAUAAAUUAUUCUGGUUCAAGAUUUUUGUCCACUGAAAAUGUAAAAUUACUCAAUUUCAUGGUGGAUUCAGUGUUGAGUCAGAGCACUGGAGGAAAAAAAGAUUGACUUAAUUCUUAAAUUUGUUUGGUUGGAGAUUGGAGAUGUCAAUGUUCUCAUUGCUUGAGGUCACUGUCUUGUACAGCUAAGCUUUUUACUUGCCAAUGCUUUUUUAAUCCAGUGUAUAAAUAAAUAGUUAUUUUAGUAUCUUUGUAACCUUUCAUACACGAUUAGAUAAUUCGUGUUGUGUAUCUCUGAUGUAAAUUAUUAUACACUGUACUUUGUAAAUGGAAAGACAAUUCCAUCACUCCAAGGUGUCUGUGAAUGUACUUUGUUUCUUUAUUGCAGUAUAAAGAUGGUGAAGAAGUUGUUCUAUGGAUGAACACUGUAGGACCUUACCACAACAGACAAGAAACGUACACAUACUACUCACUGCCUUUUUGUAGGGGCACAAAGAAGGAAAUAGGCCAUUACCAUGAAACACUUGGAGAAGCCAUUCAAGGAGUUGAACUUGAUUUCAGUGGCAUUGACAUUGCUUUUAAAGGUAUACACACAGUUGUACCUAUGCUAAUAACGGUGUUGUCACUAAGAUGUUAAGUCGCUGGGAAAAUACAACAAAUAGGCAGGGAGUUGAACAGCUACGGGUUUCAUUUGGUUCUAGUUUCUUCUAUUUUCCUUUGAAAGUAGUCGGAGGCCACGUUCGCAGUAGUGGGGAGAAAUCCCUGGCCCCUGCCUCGUAAUUACGGCCCUGUAAUAUACACCACUUGUAAGCAGAUUCUGUUAUGGCCCCUGCUACAAACAGUCGCUGCUUUUUUAUUUUAAACCUCUUUUUACCGGACACUUCUCCUAGACAGACACACUUUUUUUAGUCCCAGUGGUGUCAGCUUAUGGAAGAGUUCUUGGUGUCUGUUUUCUUUUGAACCGGUGUUGUCUCAAAAAGCACACUAAUAGAAACUCUUCUUUUCAGUCAAUGUUCCACCUGUUGGGUACUGCACAUUGGAUCUUGACCAGGAUAAACAUGAUGCCUUGCUUUAUGCUGUCAAGAAUCAUUAUUGGUAUCAAAUGUACAUAGGUAUGAGUAGUUCUAAAUUUCUUCAGUACAUGUGUAUGUUAUCAAGUUAGCGUCUGUGCCUCUUAUCAUUUACCUGAAGUACAUAAAUGUACCAAAUGAAAUGAGACACAUUAUUUAUUCAUUUCUUUAAUUUAUUUAAACAGGAACAUCUGGUUUAGCAUAUAAUGAAGCUAUUUUAAGCAGAGUUUUAAAAGAAAAAAAGAACAGAUACCAAGAAAAUCAAUACACAGAAAGUAACACACUAAAAACACAUAGACAUGUGACAAUUAAAAAGAUUGGAUAGACUGGUGCUUGAAAUACUGUGUUUGCCAAGGACUUCACCAUAGGAUUUUGUCCACAUCAUCACAAAUUUACUAACUUUUGGAGUGAAAUGAUAUUGUUAUUGUUAAGUAUCCAAAAAUUACAUGUUGUUUGUACACUAUUGUAGUUUUUAUGACCUUUUCUCACUGUUGUCGCUUUUUUUUUAUUUGCAGAUGAUUUGCCUAUAUGGGGUAAGUUUUUCGUUUUCUUGAGCAUCUUUGUGUAUUUGUUUGUUGUUUUUUUUUGUUAAAUAAACAUUACAAACACUGUCACAAGCAAGAAGAAUUCCUUUUCAAAUAAAGAGGCUGUCUUUAAAAAUCUGGUACAUGUACAUGUAUGCACAUACAGUCUGUAACUAGAGAAGCAGGCUGUAAGGACAAGCUGGUAGUUCCAAACAAUUUCCAUCAGACACAAAUGGCAAUGUCUAAGAUUAGAAUAGCAAUUGUAAUUGCCAAAAAUAUUAUGUUUGUUGCUAGCUUAGUUCUACAUGUAUAUCUGACUUAAGUUCCUUGCAUAUGGCCCUUGGUUUAUUUUUUUUUGAGCGUUGCAUUGAGUGUCAAAUGCACAUCAUGUUGUAGCACAUUUGCUAGUACAAUGUGAGCAGGCUGAUCUCUUUCUGAUGUUGUUGUUUUGCUAUUUCUUCUAGGAAUUGUUGGGGAAAUUGGUGAAAGUAACGACGAAUACUACAUUUGGACUCACAAGAAACUUGACAUUGGUUACAAUGGUGAUCAGAUUGUGGAUGUAACCUUGACAAGUGAAUCCAAAACAAAGCUGUCUCCAAAUGCAAAAAUCAGCUUCACAUAUGAGGUAAAACAGCCUCUUUUAUUGGUAUCAUGUGUAAUAAAUUGUUAUAAAAACUUCUACGAUUGGUGAUGAAUUUGUUGAGACAAAAUGGGAUAACCCUGUACAUUCUCUUUUGUUCUGUUCCAGGUUAAAUGGACAGAAAUGAGAGUGGAAUUUGCAAGAAGAUAUGACAAGUAUCUUGAUCCAAGCUUCUUUCAACACAGGGUAAGAUCUGUGAUACAAGUAUGUUCUUGGUUAUCAUCAGUUAUUCAAAGCACAUGUAGCGGGCAAGGUUGUCCUUUAAAGUAAGUAAAGAAUAAAAUGUUGGUAUAAAAUUUGGGGUGCUGCAAUAAUAAUGUUGCUCAUGUACGAUUGUCAUCAAAGGUAUAAGCAGGCAAAAGUUUGAUAUGACAUUAUUUUUUAUUGUUUUCAGAUACACUGGUUUUCUAUCUUUAAUUCUUUCAUGAUGGUUAUCUUUCUGGUUGGUCUUGUCUCUAUGAUUCUUAUGAGAACUUUAAGAAAGGAUUAUGCAAGAUACAGCAAAGAUGAUGAACUUGAUGACAUGGUAAAAUAUGGAUAAAUCUUUCUUCCUUAAUUCACCUCUACAUGUACAUGUACAUGUAUUGUUCACUGAGCAUGUUACGUAAGUUGUUAACCUACAGUAUUUUCAGGAUCUGUUAUUUGGCCAUAAUAGAUGACAUUCUCAUACAGCUGGGGUUGAUAAAGUUUAUGUCCUGCAGAUCAGAAGCAAUGCUUUUGAUCACCAACUUAGACAUUACUUAUUAUUGUUCAUUCAAAAAGCAACAACCAAUAUAAUCCUAUAUAUUGGUAUUGUGUGUUGAGGUGCUCAAGCAAAAUCAUCCAUUGUGACCAUCGAAAUGAAAGCUGGUUGGCUGGUAUUUUGUUGUGAUUGCUCUUUAAAAUUUUUUGCUUAGGGUUCAUUCACACUGUAAGUCAAAGAAAAUUAACUUUUAUCAUAAGUCUCUUUAAUACUCCUGGGCUGACAUAUGCUGCCCAAUCUAGGCACCUCUUUUGAAUUUUUUUUGCUUAGUACGCCGGACAAGUGUACUUAGAAUUUAGUAAGUUCUUUGUUAGUUUAUUUUGUGUAUCCUGGAUGCUGAUGUGUUUACUUACUACUCCACAAGGUUAGGUAUGAAGAGCGCCUGUUUUAUUCCCUUAGUCACUGAGUGUUAUAUCAGCUGUCUUUGUUACAUGCUGUGCUCUGUGGUAAAGCUGAAGAAAGCCAUGCAUGCAUGCCGAUAAAAUGGAACAAUUGGCUGUACUAAGCGUACUAAGACCGAAUAAAAUACCAACAUGCAUAAAACAUGGCCGUACUAAGCGUACUAACGUACCAAGACCGAAUAAAAAUACCAACAUACAUGAGAACACGGUCGUACUAAGCGUACUAAGACCGAAUAAAAUACCAACAUGCAUAGAACAUGGCCGUACUAAGCGUACUAACGUACCAAGACCGAAAAAAAUACCAACAUACAUAGAACAUUGCCGUACUAAGCGUACUAACGUACCACGACCAAAAAAAAUACAAACCUACAUAGAACACGGCCGUACUAAGCGUACUAACGUACUAAGACCGAAAAAAAUAGCAACGUACAUGAGAACAUUGCCGUACUAGAGCGUACUAACGUACCAAGACCGAAAAAAAUACCAACAUACAUAGAACAUGGCCGUACUAAGCGUACUAACGUACUAAGACCGAAUAGAAUACAGACAUGCAUAGAACACGGCCGUACCAAGCGUACUAACGUACUAAGACUGAAUAAAAUACCAACAUACAUAGAACAUGGCUGUACUAAGACCGAAUAAAAUUCCAAUAUACACGAGAACAUGGCCGUACUAAGCGUACUAACGUACGAAGACUGAAAAAAUACCCACAUACAUGGAACAUUGCCGUAGUAAGCGUACUAACGUAGCAAGUCCCAUUAAAAUACCUUAGUAUUAAUUAGAACAAUGUCAACAGUUCAAUGUCAAUAGUUCAGUGUUCAAUACAUUUUCCUUGAAUCUUGAGACUUGAAAACGUGAGCUAAAUAUAUUGAUGACAGUGUUCUUGUGAAGGACUUGACUAAAGAACCACUAGAAAACGUUGAGAAUUAACAGCAUAAAUCAUCCUGUAGUAGCAUAUAACACUGGUUGCUAGAAAUGCCAUUUCAACUUGAAUGUAGCGGAGAACGCAUACUUGGAAGACAAGGCUAUCUUGUUUCGAGGUUGGGGGGGAGCACUCCCUUAUUUGGCUUAUACAGGCCAGGUACGGGCUGCUGAACACAAGGUUUUGAGUAUUAAACAGGGUGUAGAAUUUUACUAUUAAGGGUCUUGAACAGUGUCUUUUGGGGCUGGAAGCCUUAGAAAGACUGUAAAGGCUUGCGAUGAGCAGUUUACAUUCGCAAUAUCAAUAACUUUUUUCCAAAGUAACUACUUCUGUGAUGUUAGUUUUAAAAACUACUUGAUUCUUUACGUAAAACGAAACAAAUCAGAAUCUUAAACAGGGUAGCGAAGUGAGCCAUGUCUUGAACAGGGUCGAGCUUUUAAGGCCUCGGCGGCACAGCUCUACCAAGACUCCCCUUGAGUGCACCCCCCAAAAAAAUCACCAAAAAUCACUGACAAGCCAUCGAAGAACAACAGAAGAAUCGGUGAUUGAAUACAUGACGAAAUACCAAUGCAAGCAACUUUGCAAAAUAACUAUUACAAAGCACGUAAUGUAUCUAAUUAUCUAAUUUCCGACGUCUCAGGUUAUAAUAACUAUAUAUUUUACAGAAACGACUUAAACAAAAUAGCCUCAGAAACGAAACAUAAAUAUAGAAAGCUAAUAGAUCAAAAGAUUUUAAAAAGACAGAUACUGAAGACAACUACUUAACUUGAAUUUCUGAAGACAAAAACUUAUCAAAUUCAUGACAUAAUCUAAACAACUACUUACAAAAAGAUUAUAGAGAGACUAGAGAAACGGAGGGAAGGCGUUCAUAAAUUCAUGGACAAAAAUAUUUUGCCUUUGGGUAUUACCGAACUCAAUUCAUGGGUAAGAGAAAAUCAAAGAAAUAUAAGCCAAGCAGGAAGGCAGAGUACAAAAACUAGAAUUAUUUUCUGUGAUUGAAGAUAAUUACCAAUGGGACGUCUAUCCAAAAUAUGGUGUUCCGGUUCCCACGCUGAUUGAUUUUUAGGAUAGGUGAGCCAUUGACCAAGUCCUCAACCUUUCCAUUUCUCUUUCGAUGUUCCAGAAUAUUUUCUGCACUAAACAGUUUCAUUGUCGAUAACAAUUGCUUCCGGAGUUGAUUCUUUUGCAUUUUGAAGUUGAUUCUUUGUCUUUUCUUGGUCUGAUUCUUUGUUUGACUCUUUCUCUUUUUGAGGCUGUAGGGACAGUGGCAUCUCAAUACUAACUGGAUUUAAGUCAGUGUCUUUAGGAUUCGCUUCAGCAGAAAUUGGUUCAAAACAAUCUUUUGGAAUAUCAGAUUCCUGAAUGUACGGCUCGGCAGGGUCAUCAAAAGGCGGAGGGUCAAUUGGUCUCAAAUUUGGAUCAACAAACGGCUUCAUACGAUUUGCGUGACACGAAAAAGCAACUUUUUUAUUGGUGAUCGUGCGCAACUUAAAAUGAACCGGUGACAAUUUCUCAAUGAUUCUGUAUGAACCCAACCAAUUAUGCAUUAACUUUUUGGAUAACCCUUUCCUAGUUCUUGGGGUAUAAACCCAAACACGUUGUCCAACUUCAAAAACAGGUUUUUUUGUAUUUUAAGCGUAAUAAUCCACAUUUUUUGUUGUGCACGUUGUAAAUUUUCUCUCACUAAAUUUUGAGCCAGUUCGACUUUUUCGACAAUACGGUUUCGAUAGUCAAGGACCAAAGUACUCAAAUCAUCAGCCACAGGAGGCAAAUACUUAACGUCAAUUGGCAAGCGUGGCUCUCGCUCAUAAAGAACGUAACAAGGAGAAUCCCCAAUUGCAUCUAAAACAGAAGUCCUACGCGCAAAAAAAAUAAACGGUAUGAACUUGUCCCGAUGUUUCUGGUUUUUGGAAACGUAGAUUGACAAAGACUGACACAAGGUAAAAUUAAACCUUUCUACAAGACCAUCGGUCUUUGGGUGAUAACUAGAAGUAUUGACCUUUUGAAUUUGAAAUAUUUUACAAACUUCUGCAACGACUUUAGAUAAAAAGCUAGUUCCUCUGUCAGAGAGGAACACACGUGGUGCCCCAUGUCUAGAAAUAAUUUCAUGAAUCAAAAGACGUGCAAUAACAGUUGCUUCGACACAACGAGUUAAAUAAUCACUAAAAACUACAAUAUACCUACUGCCUUUACUAGAAGGUGGAAAAGGACCUAAAACAUCAACAGCCACUCUGUCAAAUGCACCCUCGACUGGAAUCGGAAGUAAAGGGGCCUUUGUCGAAUUUCGUGGAGACUUCCUCAUUGAACACUCAACGCAAGACUUAACCCAAUGUUCUACAUCUUUAAACAUACCUUUCCACCAAUAUCUUUGCUUAAGUUUACUAAAAGUUUUGUUCAAGCCAAAAUGAGCACCGGCAAUAUGGUCAUGUACAUUAGAGAGAAUUUCAAAACGUAAUGCAGCUGGGACAACAAGCUUAGAAAAAGAUUCACAAGCAUUAUGCCUUCGAAUAAAAUCGAUGUGGUAAAGCAAACCAUCUUGACCAAUAUAAAAAUUGUCGCUUGUCAGUAAAAUCUUGCGUGCAUAUUUAUCGUUAGUAGGUAGGAUAUCAUUCUCUAGAAAAUCAAUCAUUGCAGCUAGUUCAGGAUCUCUUCUUUGCAUUUCUUGAGUGUGGGGCGUUUGAGGUUCUUCUUUCUUGAGCGAACUUAUUUCACAAGAAUCAUAUGGACGUCUAGACAAACAAUCAGCAUUACCAUGGAUUCUACCAGGGCGAUGAACAAUAUUAAAGUCAUAUUAUUGCAAAAGUAAGGCCCAUCUUGCGAGACGACCAGAAGCAUCUUUAACAUUCAUUAACCAACGAAGAGAACUAUGAUCAGUAACAACAGUAAACUUAUGAUUGUGUAAAUAAGGAUGAAAUUUCUUAAUACCCUCAACUAAUGCGAGAGCUUCUCUUUCUGUGGUACUAUAAUUUUGAUCUGCCUGAUUCAAACCACGACCAUUAUAAGCAAUGACUACUUAUUUUCCAUUUUGAAUUUGUGUCGAGGUAAAACCAAUACCAGUGGAGCUAGCAUCAACAAAUAGCAAAAAUGGUUCCCGAAAAUUAGGAUAUGUCAAAAUGGGUGCAGAAACCAAGGCACGCUUAAGCUUGUCAAAAGCCUCGGCACAAGCUAGGAACGUUCUUCUUUGUCAAAGCAUUCAAAGGGUUGGCAAUAUUUGAAAAACCUCUUACAAAACGUCUGUAAUAAUUAGCCUAAGACCGAAGAAAUUCCUCAAUUCCUUCAAAUUUGUGGAGGUGUGGAAUUCCUGAACCACCCUUACUUUGUCUAGGUUGGGACUAAUGCCUUCUGGCGUAACCACGUGACCAAGAUAGUCUACUCUUUGCUUAACGAAACUGCAUUUCUUUGGAUUCAACUUAACAUUGGCGUCACGCAACCUUCUAAAAACUUCCUUCAAAUGGAAUAAAUGCUCGUCUACAGACUUAUAUCAUCGAUGUAAAUCAAAGCAAAACGGUAUUCUAAGCCUCUCAAAAUAUGACCCAUAAGUCUUUGAAAACUGGCUCCUGAAUUCACUAAUCCAAACGGCAUUGUCAGAAAUUCAUAAAGGCCAUUGUGCGUAGCAAAGGCUGUCUUGUUGCGAAUCCUACUGCAUUUGUAUCUGCCAAAAACCACUUUUGAGAUCCAACAUUGAAAACACGCUUGCACCAGCUAAAGAAUCUAGUGCAUCAGCAACUAAAGGCAUUGGAAAGCUAUCUACUUUAGUGACUUUAUGAACUUUACGAAAAUCAACACAAAAUCUAUAUGACCCAUCCUUCUUUUUUACCAAAACAACUGGAGAGCUCCAAGCAGAGACAGACUAUUGAAUUAUUCCUUUUUCAAGCAUUUCGUCCACCUGAGGGUCAAUUUCUUUCUUGACAUAAGGAGAUACUCUAUAUGGCCUUUGCUUAACAGGCGUAGCAUCACCAGUAUCAAUGACGUGCUGUACAAGGGAUGUUCUACCCAACUGAUCCCCAGGAAAAGCAAAAACAUUACUAUAUCUAUUAAACAAAUUCUUAAAUUUACUUUGUCAUCAUCAUUCAAAAUACUAUUCGACAAAUCAGGAAACUCUGAAUAAUAUUUUGGCUGUUGCCGAUCAUCUGAAGAAUUAUGUUGAGCAUCCGAAGAAGGGGAAUUUUUGCUAAUCUCAAAUGUUGCUAAAUCAUUAUCAACACGCUCAAAAUCUGCCAAUUUAGUCCUACGAAAAAUUUUAACUGGUUGAGCGGAAGGGUUAACCAUCCUAACAGGAAUAGCUGCAUCACUAAAAACUUUUACGAGCUCUGACGCUCCAAAAACUGAGGAACAGUGAGGUAAAUCAGACUUGGGCGUGACCAAUCCAUAAAUUUCACUGGCACUGGUGUUUACACCUUUCGGCAUUGAACUUAAAGGAGCUGUGUCACGAAAUUCAGCCAAAUUAGGAAAUUACAAAAUGCCCUUUAAAUUAAGAGAAACAUAAAAAUAGACGCUUAAAACUUUAAAGGAAGGUUAAAAUAACAUAACAGAGACAACAGAUGCCACGGAUGGGCAAAACUGAAGAAGAUUGAAACGGAUUGAAUUAGGGUUUUUGAAAACUAUUCAGCCUAACAGUUUUUCAAAGUUGAUCCCUGCUGCUUGCAACUUCAAAAAUAAUGCUCAGGAGACAUACUUGUUUGUCUCGGAUCUCUGAUUUUGUCAUUUACCUGUAAUUUCUUUGCUUACUUUAAGUUCCAUAGCGAUUUAGGGAGAGUAAUUGGCAAAAUUAAACAAAAUGAACUGGACUGCCGUGACACAGCCCCUUUAAUCUACCAACGACAACGACUUCUGAUUGAGCGGGAAUAGUAAAAGAAUUAUCAGCAUGCACUGACAAAAUACAAUUAUCAAAAACUUCAGCAUCCAAAUCAUCACCAAAACUAUCAGCAAAGGGAAGGGGAUCCUCGGGGUGGAAAAAUUCAAUGAUGUUCUUCAUAACAUCAAUUAUCGAACAAUAUUUUUGAAGAAAAUCUCUGCCCAAAACAACGUAAUGAGUUAAAUCUUUGAUGACAUAGAUUUAACUCAAAAAAAAAACAUCAGACUUGAUAACAAAAUUGAGCCAUACUUUACCAAGAACACUAAGAGGGGAACCACUUACAGUCGUUACACAACUGGUCGACGAGGAAUCUAAACAACAGUUUUUAUGUCUAAGAUACUUAUCUCAAACUUGAGAACUAAUUGCUGUUACAGCUGCUCCUGUGUCAAGGAGUGCACGAUAACUACAGUAUUGCCUUUUAUUGCUACACUUACAUUAACAUUGUCACUCUCGAAAGGAUGAAUAUUUACUUCCACAUUUUCUUCAUUUUCAGACUCGGGCGCCAACUGUUCAUCUUUUUUAAUUUCUUUUAAACUGACUUCUCGAGAUAAAUUUUCACUUGAACACUUCUCAUAGAUGACUUCACUUUUAGGAGAAAACAUAGGUACAUUUGGCGAAUGAGCAUUUUCUUUUUCACUUGGUGAAGACCCGGCGAUUACAGCAUCAAAUUUUGUUAUCAUCUGAGAAAGACACUUAAGAACUCCAAACAUAAUAUUUUCAUUAGGGACGUUUUGAGGCUGGCCUUCUUGAGAACACCCUUGUUGACAUGUAACGGUAACUUGAGGUUUAAACAUUUUAAAGUCUGACGAGAUAAAACAAAAAUGAAACAUGACUUAACUCUUGAACAUUCUUUUUAGUAACAUUCUCGGCCGAAUUUCCAGAGUUACUGAAAGCACAUUUAUCAGAACUAUAGAUCCGACUUAAGAAUGGUUAUUACUUGUAGAAUUUUCAAGCGCCCCCAUCACGGGUUCACUACCACACUCCGUAGGGGCGCCAGCCAGUUUAACUGAGCGCCAAUUUUUCCCUGGUGAAAAGCAUUCUGCAUAUUGUUUCUCCGAUACAGGCCUCUAAAGUUGGGUUUCGAACUUCCAUAACUGCCCAAUUUAGGAUUUUUACUGAAAACGCUACCCCCAUAACGAAAACGAUUAAGUUUGCCCGAUCUAGAUUUGCUAUUAAUGCGACGAUUUCCACUUUUUUGAAAAUCUGUACUCCAAACAUUAAAUUCGUCCCCGACAGAUUGUUUGAUUUCCUCUUCUGAGGGGUUAAACUGUAAUUCUUCCAAAUUCUCGACUUCUUGACCAUUAUUCGAUUUACGGCUAAGAGUUACUAACUCUUUCAGUUUUGCAAUGUUCAAUGCAGACUCGAAAUCAGGCGGUUGUUGUAAAAUAACAUGUUCACGUAUUUCACGCUUUAAACCACGUACAAAACUCUUCACCAAAGUAACAGGUUCUCCACCAAAAUAUGUGGGGGUGUGUUCGAGCAACUCCCUCGCUACACGAUGAGGAACCAGGAAUCUGAUUUACAUCUUGCCUAUAUUCUUCUUAAUCUUCUUACUCUUUUAACUCUUCCACUUUUUCACUAACUUUCUUCUAUCAGUAUGUUGGUAUUUUAUUCGGUUUUGUUCUAUGUAUGUUGGUAUUUUCCUCGGUCUUAGUACGUUAGUAUGCUUAAUACGCCCAUGUUCUCGUGAAUAUUGGUAUUUUAUUCGGUCUUAGUACGUUAGUACGCUUAGUACGGCCAUGUUCUAUGUAUGUUGGUAUUUUUUUCGGUCUUAGUACGUUAGUACGCUUAGUACGGCCAUGAUCUCAUGUAUGUUGGUAUUUUAUUCGGUCUUAGUACAUUAGUACGCUUAGUAAGGCCAUGUUCUAUGUAUGUUUGUGUUUUAUUCGGUCUUAGUACGUUAGUACGCUUAGUACGGCAAUGUCCUCAUGUAUGUUGCUAUUUUUUCAGUCUUAUUACGUUAGUACGCUUAGUACGGCCAUGUGCUAUGUAUGUUGGUAUUUUUUUCGGUCUUACUACGCUAGUACACUUAGUACGGCAAUGUUCUCAUGUAGGUUGCUAUUUUUUCGGUCUUAGUACUUUAGUACGCUUAGUACGGCCAUGUUUUAUGUAUUUUGGUAUUUUUGUCGGUCUUAGUACGUUAGUACGCUUAGUACGGCCAUGAUCUCAUGUAUGUUGGUAUUUUUUUCGGUCUUAGUACGUUAGUAUACGCUUAGUACGGCCAUGUUUUAUGUAUUUUGGUAUUUUUUUCGGUCUUAGUACGUUAGUACGCUUAGUACGGCCAUGAUCUCAUGUAUGUUGGUAUUUUAUUCGGUCUUAGUACGUUAGUACGCUUAGUACGGCCAUGUUCUAUGUAUGUUUGUGUUUUAUUCGGUCUUAGUACGUUAGUACGCUUAGUACGGCAAUGUUCUCAUGUAUGUUGCUAUUUUUUCGGUCUUAGUACGUUAGUACGCUUAGUACGGCCAUGUCCUAUGUAUGUUGGUAUUUUUUCGGUCUUACUACGCUAGUACGCUUAGUACGGCAAUGUUCUCAUGUAGGUUGCUAUUUUUUCGGUCUUAGUACGUUAGUACGCUUAGUACGGCCAUGUUUUAUGUAUUUUGGUAUUUUUUUCGUUCUUAGUACGUUAAUACGCUUAGUACGGCCGUGUUCUAUGCAUAUCUGUAUUUUAUUCGGUCUUAGUACGUUAGUACACUUAGUACAGCCAUGUUCUCAUGCAUGUUGGUAUUUUAUUCAGUCUUAGUACGUGAGUACGCUUAGUACGGCCGUGUUCUAUGCAUAUCUGUAUUUUAUUCCGUCUUAGUUCAGCCAUGUUUCUGUGUAUGUUGGUAUUUAAAUUUACCCUAAUCACGUUAUAAACACCUUGAUACGCCAAUUACGGACAUGGUCUAUGGCCACUGUAUGGCCAAGAGUUCUGCAUUUCUCAAACAAAUGAGCUCGGAAUCCAGCUCUUCACUAACCAUAUAUUGUGUCCCGUCUUUUUUUACAGUAAAUAUAGUACGUUGUUCAGGCGUACUAAGGAAAAAAAACAGAAAAUUCAUUCCUAAACCUGGCAUGGUAUAUGGGCUGAGUUGUUCAAAGCUGGGUUAAGAUAACCCAGGGUUAGUGCGAGAUUUGAAUUCAGAUUUGAAAGCUUAAAAAGCAUUUCAGUUUUAAUUCUUUUUGUCUACAAGUUGAUGAUUGAAAGCUCUAAAUAUAACAGAGAAAAUUAUCCGAGAAAAUGCUUUUGAACACAAGAAAGAGAAACCCGGGUUAAGCGCUAAUUGGCCGUCGAACAACUGGGCCCUGGAGGGUGUAAAUUAACACUUGUACACUUAUGAACUGUGUUGUAUAUGUAACUGUUUUGUUAGUCUAAUAUAUAAUGAUUAAGGUGUUGUGUGAUCUUUAGGAAAGGGAUCUUGGUGAUGAAUAUGGCUGGAAGCAAGUUCAUGGGGAUGUAUUCAGACCAGCAUCACACCGUCUGUUAUUCACCAGUCUGAUUGGCACAGGAUAUCAUUUGUCCACCGUUGCCCUUUGUGUUAUCUUAUUCACCAUCAUGGGAGACCUAUACACUGCGUAAGCAUUUUUAUUUUGUUGGUGCAUUUCUGUUCAAGAUAAUGUACGUUGUGCUGCUGCCUCGGUGUUUUUGGAAAUCUACCAGUAACAGGAGUUGGGUUUAUUAUUAGUUCUCCAAUUUAUUUCCUGUAAGGUAAAGGUCCUUAUUUCACAUCAAUAACUUGUAACACUACUGAUUAGAAUGACAAACCUGAGGCUGACCAUGUGCUCAUUUUACCCCUUUCUCUCCAUAAGUUCUCUGUUUUAUGGGUUUUAAAGCCACUUAAAGCACGCAGAAAGGAAAAAAAGUCCGAAAUAUAGAUUAUGAUCACACCCAUUGCUCGAAAUGACAGGCCAAAUUCAUUUUAGCUCGGUCACACAUCGUUUCUAGCCAGUCAAAUUUAUAAGAUUAAUAACUCUUAAAACAAGGGCCCAUGAAAAAAAUUGGCAUUAUGUAUUUCCAAAAAACAUGGCUUUUGAUAUUUCGCAUGGUUGCAGAGCUGUGAAAUUCAGGUAAUUCUGCAAAAUACUUUGAAAUUUGAUUUUUUUUCCACGAUCUAUAAGAAGGCUUGAAAAAAGUCAUUGCUUAACUAAUAAAAGUGACAAUAUUUUAAAUUUGUGACCGGAAGUGCUUGAUCCCUGAUGUCUAUUUCCAUGAGUGAAUUGUAAAGAACGUUUCUAGUUGCAAUUCACCCUGGAUUUCAGUUCAAAGUUCUGCAAUACACAGCAUCUCGCUACAUACUGAUAACAACUGAUUAGCAUGGAAAUUUUGAUUUAUUUCAUUUUCAAUAUUAUCGAAUGUGACCAGUCAAAAUCCGGUCAACCCCUUAAUAAGUCUGGACAUUGUCUGUUGACCAGCCGUUAUUUCAAGCUCUGCACAAGGCCUUUAAUUUCACCCUUUUCAUUCUUCAUAAAAUCUUUUACUACUUUCAAUAAUAUAGACUAUAAUCAUCUUUUCCUUAUUUUUUUGUCAUGCCAUUGUGAGACAAGUUUCCAGAGGCAUACUGUACGAACAUUUUCCUUCAAUGUUUGCACAGUAAUAACAAUUAUUACUGUGUAAACAAUGAAAAGGAUUCAACAAGAAUGUUGCAUUGUAGCUCUCUAGUAAAAGAAUGCCAUAAUACUUGAUCUCAGAUUUUAUUUGACAGGAAAAGUUUAAUCUAAUAGAAUUGUGUAAUUUAAUUUAUUAUUCAUUUAUUAUAAAGUGGACUAUUUUCUAUUUAUAUACAGACGUGGCUCCAUCCUUAGUACAACAAUAUUUGUAUAUGCAGCAACAGCUCCUGUAAAUGGAUUCAUGGGUGGCAGUUUGUAUGCUAGACAAGGAGGUAAAGUAUACUUAACAAUUAUUCCACAGUAGAUAGCCAACGAGGCAUGUAGUGCCAGGUUGGCUAUAAUCAUCUCAUAUCCAACAAGCAUGAUUCUUUUCUUAAAAACGCCACAAAAUAUCGAAAAUUCUUCACGACUUUAUUUGUAAAAUCAACGAUUUUCAGCUUGUUUUUAAUUUUGAGCAGACGUGUGCAGUUACCAUAGUUGGAGAGCAUGGUAUAAUGAGUCAUACACCAUGAUGGCUAAGUUAUUGCAUUAUCCAAUGAUUCAGUUUUUAAUAAAGUCUAUUAUAUGAUAAUACUUGAUUUUAGGUAAAAACUGCACCUUUGGCAAGACACAACAUGGCAAAAUGCCCCCCAACAUGAUAGUAGAUGCAGGAGGUGCUUACCGUUAUUUUACGCAAACCACAUGGGUGGAAAUCUUGUGCAUAAACAUACAGUUACAAAAUUUAAUGUGGUGGGAGAACGACUCACUACAAAGGAUAUCCAAAUUAUAAAUUAUCUGAUCAGACUAAAAAAAUUUUUUAAAAAAAUUAUCACGUCAAAUCACAGUCCACAUUUUCUGAAGCUUCUCAAAUGGAAUGGGACAAACCAUUGGACUUUUCAAACGGAAUUUCCAGUUUUUGCUUGAAAUUUAUAAAACCUAGGGUUCUUUUUAUCAUCUCACUAAGAUAACGUUGGAGUAGGGAGCUGUAAGGAGAAAUCAUUAUUAUUUUUUUUAAUAUCAUGCAUUUUUUUGUUUCUGGUAGGGAGACAGUGGAUAAAGCAGAUGGCGUUAAGUGCUGUGUUGUUUCCCCUUCUUGUCUGUGGAACAGCAUUUAUGAUCAAUUUUAUUGCAAUUUAUUAUCAUGCAUCAAGAGCCAUCCCAUUUGUUACAAUGGUGAGUGGACAAUUUGUUUAAGGGAAGUGAAUUCUGAAAUUCUUGGUUUUCUAGAAUUUUUGUGCCAAACAACUUUCAGUUUUGAAGAUGGCAGACAUUAUCUUUGCCAGGGUAUGAUUGAUUUACCUUGUUGUUAACAAUCAAAACAAUGUGUUACAUUAGUGGUAGAAGCAGAUGAAAUUGUAAGAAAUCACUUGCCCUUUGGGUGAGCUCUUGCUAAAGUUUACUACCUUGAAGCAGCCUUGCAGGCCUACCAAUCCCCUUUUCACUACUUUAAUUAUUUUGGCAAAUGUGUCUUGCCAGUUGGACAACUUGUAAUGAAAACUCACUAUCGCAACAGGCCCAAGGCUGUGCUCUAUGAAAAUUGACGGGAGCUUAGUGAUCUGAACCUGUGAAAUCUAGGGUGCCCAGCAUAUGAUUUGUAUGAAAAUCUAAGAUUUUCUUGUUGCCCUGGAGCAAAAGUUAGGCGCCAGCAGGGGGCCACUGGGCUCUGCUAGAGCACAGCCUUGAGGCCUCUCUACUGGUCCUGGGCUAAUCGACAGCACUUUUGUUGUGCCCUGAGUGGGGUAGUGAAACUCUAAACAUUUACUGAAAUCAUCUAAGCUAAGUCGAUCAGAUAAAUAUUGGAAUCUGUAUACUGUAAGAGAUUCAAAAGCGGAAAUUUUGAACUCUAGCCUUGUGUUGAGAUUAAUUUUACUUAGACACCACUGAUCCAGCAUCUUUAGUAAUCACUUUUUUUUACAGUUACAAUGUAUCUCUUUUAUCACAGUCAUCAAAGCCUUUCUAGCUGCCCUGUAGUUUCUUUCAUGGACUAGGGCGGGGCUUGGGAUUGCCCGCCUAUUAGAAGUGUGAGCUCCAAAUACAUGUACUUUGGUUAGAAUUCAAUAGUGUAUGUUGUACGUGUAUGUUAAAAGCAGAGGAAAAAUCAAUUCCCAUUUACUUUUCUUGUUUCCCUGAAUAGGUUAGACAUUAGUGACACCUUGACUUCAACUUCAUAAUAACAUAUUUUGUUUCAUAUGUUUCUGUUUCUUUAUUAUGUACAGCUUGCUGUUACAGCCAUUGUUAUCUUUGUGAUCCUGCCGUUGACCUUGGUGGGAACUGUGUUGGGGAGAAAUCUGUAUGGCGCACCCAAUGUACCUUGUAGAGUGAACACAGUUCCCAGACCUAUACCAGAGAAAAAAUGGUAAGAAACUAUCUUGUUUCAACAGUAUCAAUUUCUUGAUGGGUAGUACAUGUUAACUGUGUAGUCUACAGUUUUGGAAUCCCCUUUCAGGGUGCAAAGGAAGUCAGUUUUAGAGCUUGCCGGGCGGGCAAGUUAAGAACAUACCAUAAAAUUCCGAAAAUAAGCCUCUCCAAAUUUAAGCCCCCCAAACUCGUAACGCAAAAAACCCUCCGUUAAAUCUUGUAAAUUACUUUACAAGAAGCAAAUAAAAGAUAAUGCAUUAUAAAAAAAAAAAUAAAAAGAAUAUAUAUGCACUCAAGUAAGAACUGAAUAUAAAAUUGCUCACCAAUAUAAAGUUUUAAAAAGAUAAGUCUACUUUCUUUGCACGCUGCUGUUUGUUUGGUUUCAUCUUUUUAUUUUACCAGUCCAAACAUUUUUUGUCAGCCAAACGUAGGGCUACUAACGAAACUACUAACUUAACAGUUAAUUCAAGGGUGUUUCACCCAGUUCUUGUGUAUGCUGAUUCAUGUUGAUAGUCAUGUUAAUCUUUCUGCCUGGUAGCUAUUACUACAUGUUCAUUUCUGUAUUUGUUAUGUUGCAGGUUCAUGGAGCCAUUGGUGAUCAUUAUUCUUGGGGGAGUUCUGCCAUUUGGUUCUAUAUUCAUUGAAAUGUAAGUCCUUUUUCUUUUUAAGUGUGUUCAAUGGGCCUCAAAUGAUAAUUUUGUCAGGAGCAAUAUCUGUUAGUCCCCUGCAAAACUUUAUGAAAAUUGUCAAGAUCUGGAAAAAUGAUCUUAGUUUUUUGAUUGUAUAUUAAACUAAACAAUAUUUCAGAGUAUAGAGAGGUCAGAAAUGACUUUUUAUUAUAAAUGGACCUUCACCUCAAUUAAAGGAGUGUUCUUAGUAGAAGAGCUCCCUCUACAGCUGUGCAUCUUCAUGUUACACUGUCAUACACGAGUUCGCUACCUGUUCGCUACAUAUUACUUUCUUUAAACCAUUAAAAGUAUUUCCUAAAUACCACUGGAAGAAAAUUAUGUAAAGAUAUUUCUCAUUCUUCUACGCUUGCCCCUCCGAAGGUGCGAAUUUUAGACUUUGCCAAUCGGCAGCUUGCCUGUGAACACAGACUUGUUUCCAGUCAUUGUUUCUCUGCAACCAGCUGGGGAGAAGCGACGACUGGAAAUAAGUCUGUGGUCGCAGGCUAAUUGGCAGCGAGCCCAGUAUGUUGGUUGUGAACUCGAACAUAGCCAACUUUACAAUUGGCAAAACCAGUGUACACUUUGUCUCUUUUUAAUAACGUUUAUGUGCCUUGUUGCAGUAUUUUACUGUUCACUAUCCAACUAGUAUUUGUAACCAUAACUUGAGGGGACAUAGGGAACAGUGUUAUUUUCUUAAUAUUUUGCUUAUACUUUUCUUGUCUGUUUGUUAACUCCAGGUAUUUCAUCUUCACAUCCUUCUGGGCGUACAAGAUCUACUAUGUGUUUGGUUUUAUGUUCCUUGUGUUCAUGAUUCUCACCAUCGUAACUGUGUGUGUCACUAUUGUGUGCACUUAUUUCCUUCUUAACGCUGAAGAUUACAGAUGGUGAGUCAAACAAUUCAUUAUUGACAUUAACGGCGGAUGUUCAGCACGUAGUAAUACAUGUAGCUGUCAGCUCGCUCCAAAAGCUUUUUAUAACAGUUUAAGUUUGAGUCUAAUCAACUUAUCAGUCAAAAUUGUUUAUGUGUGAGUUGUUUGUGUCAGGGAGUAGGUUUUUAUAGCGUGUUGCGAUAAGUGGUCAUAAGUGACUGCCUGAUUUUACAACUUAUAUUUAUUUCUUUAUUUUUUACAGGCAGUGGACAGCGUUUCUUUCAGCGGCGUCUACGGCUGGUUACGUUUAUCUCUACUCAUUUUACUACUUCUUCUUCAAAACCAAGUAUGUUUUUUUUCUUCAGAGCUCAUUACUUAUGUUACAAGUUAAGUAAGUCACGCUGAGGCUUAACGUGACGAACCCCUAAGAACGUCUGGGUGGGAGGUGAAGGCUUAAUAGGAUUUUGUGAGUUGUUUAAAUGCCCCCGCCCCUUUUGAUGUUUUCUUAUCGUUUUAAAAAAGCCUUUGUGUAUCCUUUAUUUUACAGAAUGUACGGCUUAUUUCAGACAACAUUUUAUUUUGGAUACAUGGCACUGUUCAGUGCUGGCCUUGGAAUCAUGUGUGGUAAGUGCUAUGGUACACUAAUGUUGCUUUUGACCAAAAAUGAUGAACAUUGCAACAGGUCUGUUAAUUGAGCUCCAAGCAAAAAAGGUUUUACAGUAUAAUAUUUAUUUAUACAAUGUACAAUAAUAGCUGAUACCAAGACAGGUGGUAUAGUUUGGACUAAUCAAAUUAGGAUGAAGUUAGCUUCUUACUUUUGCGUAUUCCUCAAAUGGAAAGAGCCUUGAACAGGUUGUACUUAAGACAGCAGUAGUCACAGCCGGCUGUUUUGAGCCUGUUUCGCUUCAUCAUGAAAGUGAAGACUCACUUUGAGAAAAGGGAGACAUACGGCAAUUUAUGGAAAAGGCUGCAAAUAAAUCUCCUCUCAUGGUUGUCAGGACUAAGCAAAUUAUUUCACAUCGGCGUUGGUGUUGUGUUUUAAAAUGCUGAACACAAUAAUAGUAACUAUGUAGUCUUAAGAAACUAUAGUUGUAAUGUUAGAGACCUUUAGAUUCUAAGACGAGAACGACUUCGAGAACGAGAUUUUCUCAAUAUUAAGCUAAGCUAAGUAGUGCAAGCGCGUGAACCAGCGUCAUUUUGGCGGGAAAACGCGAUUACAGCCGUCGUCAUUCCACUACGAGUUUUUGGGGAAAAUGGUCGUAGUGACGGAAACAAGUUAUCAAGAGGUUUAUCAUUUUGCGAUCGUGCGAGGGCUUAACCUCCUUCAAUAAAAAUAACCGUGCAAACUUUUCCGGUGAAAUAAAAAAGAAACUGUAAAGUGAGGCUUUCCAGGAUGCCGUGAUGCGCGAAAAAAACUUUAUUUCUAAUCUCGUCCUCGUCCUCGAACCCAAAGGUCUCUAAAACCAGUGACGGAUCCAGGGAAGGGGCCCGGGGGCCCACUCCCCCUCUUAUUUUAGACCAAACUGAGGCCGAAAGGGCGGAAACUUUUUUUUGAGGCCGCCUCCCCUUAUCUCAGGUUCUUACCCCCCCGCUUUUUUUGAAUCCGCCAUUGCAUACUUCUAUCAUUGUUAAGUGAUAACCCUUGACUGUUUCAUUUUAUUCCCAGGUACCUUUGGAUACGCUGGUGCAAGUGCUUUUGUAAGGAAGAUAUACUCCACUGUGAAGAUUGAUUAACGGAAAAUGUACUGGCAACCGCUCGAAAUCCAAAGGAUCCAAAGGAUGUUUUUAAAACAACAACAACAACAACAAACAAUUAUGUCUGUAUUUAUAGCUGUAAAAGUGACUUGCGUACGUAGAAAUUGAAUAACUCAGUCAAGGAGAACUGGCUGUUUGCUCUCUGGCUGUAAUAAUUAUUGAUCCUUUCCUUGGGAAAACUCACUGUGAAAAGGUGGGGUAGCUCUGUUUAGGGGGAACCUACAUCUAAAAAAAAUGAGCAUUCUAUGAUGUACAGCAGUUUAUUUCUUCAGAGGAUUCCUGCCAUAAACAGAUCACGCUUCUUGCAUUUUUUAGCACCGUCAUCGGCCGUGUAACUACUAAGCAGUUGUUGUAAUUUGGCAGUAACGAAUGGAAAUCCUUCGAGACCGUGCUUGGAAAUACUUGGUGGACGUCCCAGUAGAUCUGUCUGAUGCGUAUUCGGAAAUCUUUUCCAACGCUGUCGGGAUCAAUUCGGAAUCACUCGGCUACGGUUCCUGGCAUCUAUUGCGACUCCUGUGUAUGGCCCGUUACAGAGUACACAGUUCUAACUGACAGCUAAGCAUCUCAAGGUUGAGAGUGUAUUCCAGAAGUGGUGUCACCGUAAUGGAGAUAAGGGACAAGGUGUGGAUCCUUGGAAUGGACUGAACUUUAUUGAUAGUGUACAUGUAGUUUUGGGUGCUAUUAUUUUGGGUAUACAUUGAAGAGGUCGUUUCGCCUCUUUGGAAACGAGAGGGGAACUGGAGCCGAGAUGUCUCCCGCAAUUGUCUGUGGGAUCGUGUUUUAAUUGUUUCCCAGUCCCUAGUAAGAGUCCCAGAAGUCUUUGCGAAAAAUAACUCGGCCCAUUUCCCUCUCGUUUCUAAAGUGGCGAAUGGAAACAUUUAGCCUGUCAAAUGGAUGUGAAGGGUGAAUUUGCUGUUACAUGUAAUAUUUUAAGUGCCGUUCGCAAUAAUUUUCCCUUUUUCAUCGUUGUUCUGAGACGAUAGUUAUAACUGCCCGUUUAAACGGAUCCGAGCAUGGUGGUCCAACGUUGGACCAGCAAUUUGGAUGAUGUUGGACCGACGAUGUUAAAUCCUUUUAAAUGGUGCCUAACAUAGUUCUUCUAGUGUGCGUGUUCGAAUUCAUUUAAGAGUGGUACUGUGGUUACUUACAGAAGAACACCAACAACAAGAACAUUAAAAAAACAACUUAGCUUAACUUAGCAAAACGCUCUGUAUUGGCAUUUCGCAUUAUAACAAAAAACGACUAAAAGAUAAGGUCACUGUAUGUUUACUACACAGUUCCACGUUUCUGAGUAGUUUUAGGGAGCUUCUAAUUAUAGUUUAAACUUUCUGAAACAAAUACCUAUACAGUGAAAUAUUCCUUCUUAUGAAUUGAAAAUAUUCAAUUUCCUACAUGUUUUCCUUGCAUUCAGUACUUAAAAAAAGAAAAAACAAACUGUAAAGGAAAACCAGAAGAAAUAUUAGUAUCAAUCAAGUUCAGUUAACGAACACAAUCAUUUCUUAAAACAAACCGGCAUACCAUGAGUUCGAGGGAGGGGGUAUAAAUCAUUUAUAAAUUAACAUGUUCAAUACUUUCUUUUGUCCACGAAGUCAACUUUAUUCCUAAUUCUGGAUAUCCUCUUGCCAAGAAAUUUGGAGGUAAACAAAACUUAGUUAUGUUGUAUGAAAUUUAAAGACACUUAUUAGGCAUUAAUUUCUGUAAUAUUUUCGUAAAUUAUGAUUCAGGUCUUGAAGUAUGUUUUCUCGAAUCACGAGAAUUAUGUAAGUUUAAAACUCAUUUUAGACUUAACUCGCUGCUAGUAUUCUGCAGCCAGUAGUUGAUUCCAACUGUAAAUUCACCGAUUUUUAAAAGCUUGUUCAUCAUCUGGCCUAGUUAGCUAUCUCUGCAGCCUCCUCCCCAGGCGCUUCGUUUUUCGCAUGGUAGAGGCGAGCGCGAAACGCGAGUGACUGGUGAUGAACUGCAAGGGACCAUGGGAAGGGUACAGACGGCAGGCGAAGCGCCAUCUCGCCCGUUGUCUUCUUCCCGCCUUCCUUUGCGCGCACAUUUUCAUCGAGAGAGAGAGAGAGAGACGUCUGGGUACGAGGAAGGUAUCUUUGCAUGUUUGGGAAAUGGUAUUCCAAGCGAAACAGCCAGAUCGUACGUUUUUAGAACCUAAACUGACUUCGUAAGUCAGGUUAACUUGCUGUAUAUUAUUUAAUAUAUUGCUUUGGGUUCUUAGAGAAUCGCACUUAGGUUUUAAAAGAGAAGUAAAGAUAGAGUGUAAAAUAGUUUGGUUGAUACGAUGUUGACUGAUCUACGAUAACACUUCGAUUUUAACCCUUGCACUGCCAGAGUGAAUGAUGGAGUUUUGUGAGGUGGUUCUAACUUUUAUGUCUGUGGUCAAAAUCCUAUGGAAUGACCAUUCAAAUGAAAUCUCCUAAGAAGUAGUUUCGUGUGGUGCUAUUUGUUUUUAAAAGUUUUAUGAAAUGAAAUUUGGGAUUUUUGUCGAAGUUGCCUCUGGUCACAUUUGGCAGUGAAAGGGUUAAAAAGGGUUUAUGUAACGGGAAAUUGCUGUUUUAGGUCAAUCCUGUGCUUAAUUGUGCUUAAGUCAUUGAUUGGUGCCUUUAUCCAUGCACAAACUGUACCAGUGGAGUUAUGAAGAUAUCAAAGAAAUUUCUUCAGGGAGCA
Porites lobata is the source of this 24748-nucleotide messenger RNA. Lineage: Eukaryota; Metazoa; Cnidaria; Anthozoa; Scleractinia; Poritidae. The record is from the annotation of a GenBank genome assembly.